UGAAACCAUAGGUGUGAAUAUAGCCAGCUUCCUCUUCUUAGUCGAUGAUUGUAUACAAAUCCUCUGCUUGACGUUGACAGUGUGUCUAUAAACAGCCUAAGAACAAUGUCUCACACAAUUCUCCUUGUGCAGCCGAACCAAAGGCCAGAGACGAGGACAUACUCUGAUUAUGAGUCUUUAAAUGAAUGUCUGGAAGGUAUCUGCAAAAUCUUUGAGGAGCAUUUGAAGAGACUGCACCCCCACGAUCCAUCUAUCACAUACGAUAUCUCACAAUUGUUUGAGUUCAUCGAUCAGUUGACAGAUCUUAGCUGCCUGGUGUUCCAAAAGUCCUAUGGUACUUACACGCCCCACAACAAAGACUGGUUAAAGGAAAAAAUCUACCACAUGCUUCGGAAACAAGCUGGGAAAUAAUUUGUUUGUCUUGUUUUUUUGUUUUGUUUUUAAUUUGGGGUCGUCGUUUGUUCCUGUGUUCUAAAAACAUCAUUGAAUGUUCACAUGUUCUCAUUUUCAUUUUUGGUAUUACUAAGUAAUGUUAGCAAGUGGCCCACAGAAUUCACUUUGAUUGAGUUGCAAUGAAUGUUUUGGUUUAUUUAGGGGUUGUUUUUUUUUGCGUGGGAUAGUAGGACAUUUUCAGCUUUUGUCAGUAGUUGGCUUUUGGUGAUUUAUUUUUUCCCCCAUUACGGAGGCAUGUUCAUGAAUGGCUCCUGUCUGAAGUCUCCACAAAUCUGACAAGUCUUGAUUGAAAAGUCUACACGCAGAAGAGAAUCUGGCUCAUACAGUAUGAUUGAUUUCUGGGGGUGAAAAUGUUUUGGUGUCAUGUUGUGCCCACAUUAUGGAAGUUGUAUCUGUAUGUCAAGAAAGUGUAUAUGGGUCAUCCAUUAUAUUGUUUUCAUCCUCUAUGCUGAGUGGUUGACCAACUUCAUGACAGGUGCUUAGACUGUAAGAAACAUCAUACAUACUGUGCUGGGGGUUACUAAUACGGUACUUUUGAGCUUUAUUCAUUUCGGUACAAGUGUCGUCUUAGCCUCUUAGGUUAAUGUAAUGUAUUUUGGGAGACAUUAUGAAUGCUCUUCUGUACUGUCUUUUUGUGUUCUUGUCAGGCAGUGCACACUGCAGAAAUAGCUUAGGACAAAUUAGGUCUUGUUACUGUUAUUUGCUCUUAAUGCUCCUUUCUUUCUGAGGUUCUUUUUUUUCUUUUUUUUUUAAAUUUUAGUAUUCUUUUACUCCCUAAGAUGAAAAGACAUUUUGUAAGUAUUAUCACCAAUAAAUUGACAUGGCCAAUACUA
Molecule: messenger RNA, 1286 nt
Organism: Aplysia californica (California sea hare)
Lineage: Eukaryota; Metazoa; Mollusca; Gastropoda; Aplysiida; Aplysiidae
Product: enhancer of rudimentary homolog
Exons: 4
Coding region: 106-411 (101 amino acids)
Source: RefSeq, a predicted model, not a curated record